AUGAUGACUUCCACCACCCCCCUUGCCCUCACUGUCACUGACCUCUCCUUACUCUCUCUCUUCGACGAUAAAGCAGAAUUCGGAGCCAUGCCUGAGGGUAUAACAUCUGAAAAUCUCAUGAACAACAUCAUGGAUACACUCUCUGAUAAGCUCCAGAAGCAGAAUUCUGGCUCAUUCUUCGUUGAAGAAAAGUCACACACAGUCUCUUCUCAGUUCAAUAAGCUCUUUGGGAGACAGAAGCCCAUUCAUCACAUUUUAGGGGGUGGCAAAUCUGCUGAUGUGCUCUUAUGGAGGAACAAAAAGAUAUCAGCAGGUGUCUUAUGUGGUGCAACUGCAGUUUGGGUGCUCUUUGAAUGGCUUGACUACAAUUUCCUUCCUCUUGUCUGUUUUGGUCUGGUUAUCUGUAUCAUUGGUCAGUUUAUCUGGUCAAACCUAUUGAACAGGGCCCCACCCCGUGUUACUCUACCAGAUGAGCUAUUUGUGAACGUUGCUAGAAUAGUAGGUGAUGAAGUGAAUCGUACUCUGGGUUACCUUCAGUAUGUUGGUUCUAGAGGGGAUAUCAAACAACUUGCAUUGGUUGUUGGGGGAUUGUUAACUGCAGCAAUAAUUGGAACCUGGUGUAACUUUUGGACUGUUAUUUACAUAGGUUUUGUGGCUGCUCACACUUUGCCUGUUGUGUAUGAGAAGUAUGAUGACCAAAUUGAUAGUGCUGUGUACAAUCUGUUUGGAAAGGUUCAGAACCACUAUAGUAAGCUUGAUACUAGUUUGCUAAGCAGAAUUCCCAAGGCAAAAGCGAAGAAGUUUGCAUAAUUCUAUAUGAACAUGUUGCAAAUGUUAUGUAAGUGUAACUCUUGCCAUUUAGACUGCUUAUGGUGUGUACUUAUCAGUAGUUUUGCUAAUAAAUCAGUGUCAUUGUGAUGCUUAGACUGUAGAUAUUGCUUAGAUGCUGUUUUUUUUUUCCCAUUAAGUCUUGUAUAGCUGUUUGAAUUGAGUGCUUAACCCAUAAAGGGAUAACAAUAUGAUAACUAGAAUAUGCAGCAUUUCAUCAUUCCUCAUAUUAAAUACAUAUUUUUUAAAAUAAAAUGUCAAAAAUAGAAGGUUUCCUGGUAGAUUACAGUUGUUGAAUAUGAAAGGGAAGUGAAUGUUGAUGGGGUUGACUUUCAUGUAGUUAGUGGUAAGAUUGAAUUGAGACCUUUGCUUGUGGGCCACCUUGAACAUACACAAAACUGCACUCAGAACCAGGUUUGAUGACCUUACUCCAUUGUGGAAGCUCGUAUAUGUUCUUAGUCAGGGUUGGAGUCAAUCCCCAAAGAGAGCCUGAUAAGUUUUCAAUUACCAACUUCAAAUCCGUGAUUGGUUUUUCUGAUGUGUUCUUGAUUAUCACCUUGUGCCUGUAGUAUUGAAUUCCCCCAACUGUCCAUGAGUUCGUGAUCGAGUGCAAAAAUUCAACUGGCGCUCCAUAUGGUUUCGUAGGUGCUUUAGCAUGGGAGUCUAGA
Lactuca saligna is the source of this 1496-nucleotide messenger RNA. The record is from the annotation of a GenBank genome assembly. Lineage: Eukaryota; Viridiplantae; Streptophyta; Magnoliopsida; Asterales; Asteraceae.